UAUGGCAGAAAGCAAGAAUGACCCCCUGUAGCGCUCCCUGUCGCACCGUGGUUGGAUCAGCCUAUUGCUGAACGUGCACUCCAUUCUCAUUCAGGUCUGAUCAGACUGAGAACUUGUCCAAAACGACGUUGAGAAAAUAAUCAGCAAUUUCAUAUCAUGGUUUUCAUAUCACUGUUACUUUAGUUUCUGCGAAGCCCUUCAUCAAGUCGUGGUUUGGUGCACGACGUCUUCAGACACUAGCUUAACAUACAGAACAACUCAAAUCGACGCCUUAUUCAAAUGAUUAUUAUCAUCAUCAACUGUAGGAAUUGUUUCACUGCUUUAUUUCCCUUGUAUAAUCAACUGACGCUUAUAAACUGUUUUUUUUUCUCCCGUUUUGCGUUCCUGCAGUCUUCAGCACCGAAUCCUUUAGAUCUCCAGGCGGUGCGCUGCGCCGUUUCAGACAGGAGCUCCCCAGUGUUCAAAAACACGACGGUGACGCACACUCUUCCCCCCCCGGCCAGUAUCAAGAGCGACACACGUCUUCGUACUUCCUCGCCCCCAGACAGACGCCCGCCUCUUCCACCUCUUUCUCGACACGAUUACUCAUGCCGGCGAGAGGAGACUACGUGACACUGACUGAGGCGGGGAGGACUUCCCGCACUCGUCACCGCGCGCACAUGCCGGCCGCCGCUCGCGGGCCACGCCACUGCCGAGGCCUUCCAUGCCGCGCAUCAGCCCCUGAUCACGCGUCUCCCCCCCCCCUGAUUGGCCGGCGCCCCACACACCUUUGCCUCUGAUUGGCUGCUGGGUGGUGCCCGCCCCCGUGGGCGCUCCGCAGUCGAAGCGUCGGCUGAAUGGAGCUGCGGGAGAAACAUGACGAGCUGUAUUUCAGCCUGAGAAAGCAGCAGAGGCGGUUUCUUUCCGCUGUCGGCAACAAAGGAUCGCUAACGGACUGAUAGGCGACGCAUUUCUAGCUGAAAGCCAGAGAGGAUGCUGAACUGUCAGACCCUGCGUCCCCAGCCGCAGAAUGAUGUCGCGGCGGGGAGAUGCUGGCGGGGCCUCUCGGCGGCGGAGAGGGGCGACAUGGACGCGGCGGAGGCCCUCAUGUCCAUGAGCUGCCGGUGGAAGGCCGCCGGGAGGAGGUGCGCGGACGUCAGGCCCCUCACGCCCUCCUCGGACGUGUGGGAGGAAGCCGAAGACCCCCUGCUGGCCAGCCCGGUGGACGACAGCCAGACCUCGCCGUUUUGCAUGACGCCCCCUUACAGCCCCCCCACCUUCGACGUGGCCCCGCCGCCUGCCCGUGCGUCGCCCGUGCCGGAGCCCGGCAAGAGCCCGGCGGAAGAGCCGCGCAAGCGCUUCGCCUGCCCCCUGUGCGACAGCCGCUUCAUGCGGAGCGACCACCUCACCAAGCACGCCCGCCGCCACCUGGCCAGCCGGAAGCUGCCCGGCUGGCAGGUUGAGGUUGGCCAGCUGAAGGACUUCGCCGCAGCUCCGGUCCCCCGGUCCACCCCCUGA
Molecule: messenger RNA, 1497 nt
Organism: Lepisosteus oculatus (spotted gar)
Lineage: Eukaryota; Metazoa; Chordata; Actinopteri; Semionotiformes; Lepisosteidae
Source: RefSeq, a predicted model, not a curated record